AUGGGGGCAGACACACGGGAGCUGCUGCAGCAGCAGCAGCAUGUAAUACCAUCGCAACAGCAGCAGCAACAAACACCGGUACCAUCGCUGCAGAAACAACCUUGUCCACCCGACGAACAACAGCAACAACACCAGCAGCCCCGCACAAGCCGGCGUGCAAAUCGCAACUUCCUUCAGCAGCGGCACCAACAGGAUCAACAGGACCAGCCGCAGCAACAGCAGCAGCAGUUCCUGCAGCAAAACAGAGCACGAAACAGAACAAACCCUCAGCGACGACCCCGUCAGCAGCAGCAGCAGCAGCAGCAGCAGCAGCAGCAGCAGCAGCACCAAGCUCUCGUUCUCCCUCCCUGGGGUCCACAUGCAACGGAUUCCCCUGCAGCAGAAAGGCCUGUGGGUCGCUCCUCCAGGGCUGCCCGUCGCGAGGCAGCAGCAGCAGCGGCAGCAGAAGCUGGCGCAGCAGCCGCUGCUGCAGCGGCAGCGGGUGGUGCAUCGCCAGUGCGCGAAUGGGUUCCUGGUUCUCUACAGCAUUCUCUGCAACAUCCAACGCAGCAUUCACUGCAACAUUCACUGCAGCAGCUUCAGCACCGUUGCUGGGACCGGAUGGAGCGGCAGCCACGGGAGGAGUACAGGACAAUGCUGCCUUUUGGCGGCCUUACCUCUGAUGCGCUACGCUUGCGGCUGGACCAUGGGUACCCUCUAGAUGUGAGGGGAGGGGGCCCGCAUCAGCCCAGACUGAGGCCGUCCCCACCCCACUGCGGCUUCCUUGGAGCCCCCCACUUCUGCCUCCCCGUGUUGGGGCUGACGCCGCAGGGUCCUCACAGUGGCGCGCCGCAGCCCUGGGCGCCCCCCCUGACCUUUGAGGCCGCCCCCACAGCAACAACUCCACCGGCCGCCGCCUCGCUUCCGCCGGUGCAACAGUGUUUUUACGCACAGGGGCCGCCGCCGCAGCAGCAGCGCGGACAGCAGCCACCGCAGCAGCACGUACAGCAGCAGCAGCAGCACCUACAGCAGCAGCAGCGCGUACAGCAGCAUAUGCAGCAGCAUCCUACCCCCUUGGCUCCUCUUCCCCCUCACUAUUUGUAUUCUUCAUCUGAGUAUCCGUUCCUCUCAGUGGUGGGCGUCCCCACGAGGUCCUCGUUUGCUGGGGCCCCCCACCCCGAAGGCAGCGGCGCAAGCAGCAGCAGCAGCCCUUUGCAACCAGGCGAUGCCUGCAGCACGCAGAUCAUUGCUGCUGAAGCAGACCCUGUCGACUUCCCCGCUGCAGCAGCAUCAGCAGCAAACGAAGCAACAGGGGCGACGGAAACUGCAGCAGCAGCAGCGGCAGCAGCAGCAGCAGUAGCAGCAGCAGCACAUGCGCCUGCCACGGACGGCCCGAGGCCCAUGGAAGCAGCAAGGUACCCGGCGGUGGGUGUCGGGGACAAGCAAGAAGGCGGCUCGACAGCUGGCGCUGCUUCUGCUGCCGCAGGUGCUGCUGUUGCAGCGGCAGCCGCCACUGCAGCGGCCGCAGCAGCAACAGCUCCUGCCUCGGCUCUGAACGGCGUCGUUCCCCUUGGCGCCUCUAUGGGCUGCCCCACCCCAUAUGCUGUUUUUCGCGAGGCACCGCUGCAGCAGCAACAAUCGUGGCAGCAUUUGUCGCACUCGUACUGGCAGUCGUGGCAGCUGCAGCAGCAACAGUGGCAGCAGCUGCAGCAGCAGCAGCUGCAGCACCAACAGCUGCAGCAGCAACACCUGCAGCAGCAGCACCUACAGCAGCAGCAGCUGCAGCAGCAGCAGUGGCAGCAUUGGCAGCAGCAGUGGCAGCAAUGGCAACGAAUGUCCUACGCACUGGCUGCUCCAGUUGAUGUGCCUGCGUACACGUACCUUCCUCUGCAGCAGCUGCAGCAGCAGCAACAGCAGCUGCAGCAGCAGCAGCAGCGAUAUUUGGGCCUGGUCCAGCAGCAGCGACACGACUGGGGGCUUCAGAGGCCAGCUGGAGUGAACAAGAGUCACCAGCGGGCGCCACGGCGCGGCCCACAGCAGCAACACCACCAGCAGCACCAGCAGCAGCAGCAGCACCAGACUGCCUCGGCUCCCCACUGCAGCAGCGUUCCUGGCCCCCGCAGAGGCCUUCCGCGCCAGUGGCAACAGGCGGCCUUCCCAGUGUCAACAGCAGCCGCAGACUGCGUGCCUCAAACUGCCUCGGGGUCCUCUGCGGCGGCGGCAGCAGCAGCAGCAGCUGCUGCUGCUGCCGCUGUUUACCCGUGGCCGGUGCACGCACUUGCAACAGCUCCCGUCUGCGAGCCCACAGGUACUCGAAUGACCCGUACAGCCGGUCGCAUGACUGCUGCUCCUGCGUCCAGCUACGCUGGUAGUGUGCACAGCGCUUCUUCUACUUCCUCCCCGCAGCAGCCGCAGCGGCAGCAGCAGGGCCAGUGGGAGGCGCAUGGACGCUCUCACCCAUGGAGCUCAGGCAAUCGAAGUGGAAGGGAGCUACCCUGCCGGCCUCGGUUGAUGCAGGAGGAGCGGAACCUUGUUGCCAGCGCGCAGCAGCUAGGAGAAGCGCCUCCCCGGGCCUGCAGGAGACGCGCAACCAAGAGCACUCCACCUCCUGCCCCUACUGCUACUGCUGCUACUGCAGCUUCUGGUAAUAUUGCUGCGGGGUGCCGUCAGGUGCUAUCCAGUAACAACUCAGCAGCCAUGGAUUCGACAAACUGUGCCGCAGCAAUUUCUCAGGACGGAGGAAAGGGUGGGGGUUGCAGCAGUAGCUCAGGCGCACGCCACAGGAGUCACAGCAGCAGCCACAACAGCCGCAGCAGCAGCAGGAGCCGCGAGAGCAGAAGCAGCAGCGGGAGCAUCACAAACAGCCCGAUGCUCCCCGAGGAGGGUUAUGCGUACACUAAGAACAUGGCGUAUCUAGCCCCGCUAGAGGCAAAGAAAGUUGGCCCUGGCGACUUUGUGCUGCUGCACGUCAUCGGCAAGGGCUCAUAUGGCAAAGUUAUGCUGGCCCGGUUCGAGCAAGACGGCCAGCUAUACGCGCUGAAGGUUCUUCUGAAGGAAUCGCUGCUGCGUCGCAGCCAGGUGCAGCACACGCGCACGGAGCGGGCGGUUCUGGAGGCGAUAUCUCAUCCUUUUAUUGUGCAGAUGCACUUCGCAUUUCAGACACCCAAGAAGCUUUACUUUGUUUUAGAGUACUGUCCCGGGGGGGAGUUGUUUUUCCAUUUGCAGAAAGAAGGGAAAUUCACUGAGGAGCGCUCUCGCUUCUACGCGGCUGAGCUGCUGCUCGCGUUGGAGCAUCUUCACAAACACAACGUGAUCUACAGAGACCUCAAAUCAGAAAAUGUGUUGCUGGAUAUGGAUGGCCAUAUCCGGCUAACAGACUUUGGUCUCUCAAAGAGCGGCAUCGCCGACAACAAUAGUGCCCGAUCCGUGUGUGGGACGCCAGAGUACAUAGCCCCUGAGAUCCUGUGUCAGGUCGGGCAUGGAAAAGCAGCGGAUUGGUGGAGUCUCGGGGCCCUGCUCUACGAAAUGCUGACAGGCCUGCCCCCUUUCUACACGGCGAACCGCCAAGCCCUUUUCACGAACAUUCUCUGGGGGGGACUGGAGUUCCCUGCGGAUUUGUCCCCCGCAGCUGUUGACCUCCUGAAGAAUCUUCUGCACCGUGAUGCCAACGAGCGAUUGGGCGCUGGACCCUUAGACGCAGAGGAGAUAAAGAGGCAUCCCUUUUUUGAAUCUGUAGAUUGGGACCUGCUUCUUGCGAAGAAAAUAGAGCCACCUUUCAAGCCCCGCCUCCAUUCACAUGAGGACAGCAAGUACUUUCCGGCGGAUGUUAAACGAGAACCCGUUUUAUCAGGUGACGGUGAAGGGCCUGACGCAGCUUUCGGUACCGCCAUCUCCAGGGGCAACAGCACGAGAAUGCAACGGUCUCGCACACCCAUGCCGCACUCUGCAGGGAACAGCAGUCGCAGCAGCAGCAGUAGGGCAGCAACAGGUACAGCACCAGCAGAUCUUGCAGCCGGUGGCGCCUGUGCUGCGACAGCUCACAAGGGGACAGCUCGGCACCCAGAGGACGCAUGCGCACACGCAAAUGCAUGCAGCUCUCACUCUCCUCACAACACCCAGCCAACCGAAGACGAGGAAGGAGAGGCCCUCUUCAAGGGAUUUACGUAUGAUGAACGCCUCCAGGGGUCUGUCUACCUCUCCUGUUUGAAUGUUGAUUGCACCAUACGCGUUUUGGACCUUUACAACUCCUGA
Molecule: messenger RNA, 4230 nt
Organism: Eimeria mitis
Lineage: Eukaryota; Apicomplexa; Conoidasida; Eucoccidiorida; Eimeriidae
Product: AGC kinase, putative
Biological process (GO): protein phosphorylation
Molecular function (GO): ATP binding; protein serine/threonine kinase activity
Source: RefSeq, a predicted model, not a curated record